UAUAAUGCACUCUUUAAACCUGGCUACUCUGAAUAUCAUUUUGCGGUGCUCUCUAUCAUGUAAUGAAAAUAUCCAGGAAAAUGAGAAGCAUCCUUACACUGAAGCCGUCCACGAGAUUAUGAAACUUACCAUGGAGCGAAUCAGUAAACCAUGGUACUUCCUAUCUUUGAUUCUCUACAAGAUGUCUGCCACUGGAAAAGAGUACAUGAAACAUGUGAACUACGUGCAUAGAUUUGCUGACGAAAUAAUUGCAAAACGAAAAAAGGCUAUAACAGAUGACCCGUCGUUACUUCAGAAAAAAAAGAAGCUGGAUUUUCUGGAUAUCAUAAUGACAGCUAAAGACGAAUCCGGAUCAGGACUGAACGAUGAGGAGAUCCGUGAUGAGGUCAAUACAUUCAUGUUUGCAGGACAUGAAACUACUAAGGCAACAAUGGGUUGGGCCAUAUACAACCUUGGAAAGUACCCAGAGGAACAAGAAACACUUUUCCAGGAAGUGUGUGACCUAACGGGAGACCGGAAGAACAUAGAGUGGGAAGAUCUUGGUAAACUUCAAAAGAUGUCGAUGUUUUUGCAUGAGACUUUAAGGAUGUAUCCACCAGCAGGAUCAACUACCCGAUCUUUGACAAAGCCACUAGAUAUCGAAGGUGUGACAAUCCCCGCAGGAAAUUUGAUUCACGUCAGUAUCGUUGCCAUUCACUACCGACCCGAUGUCUUCCCAAACCCAACUGAAUUUCGUCCGGAGAGAUUUUUACCAGAAAAUACAGAAAACAGACGUCCUUACGCUUUUAUACCGUUCGCAGCUGGACCGAGGUUUGUUUGCCUAUGUUUUUGUUAAAGUUAUUCAAAUAAUACAGUGAUGUGCCAUAUUUAAA
Mizuhopecten yessoensis (Yesso scallop) is the source of this 872-nucleotide messenger RNA. RefSeq names its product cytochrome P450 4F6-like. The transcript has 7 exons. Bases 5 to 835 code for a protein of 276 amino acids. The record is from RefSeq and is a predicted model, not a curated record. Gene Ontology annotation, molecular function: oxidoreductase activity, acting on paired donors, with incorporation or reduction of molecular oxygen; heme binding; monooxygenase activity. Lineage: Eukaryota; Metazoa; Mollusca; Bivalvia; Pectinida; Pectinidae.